Messenger RNA from Lates calcarifer (barramundi perch), 3559 nucleotides. RefSeq names its product glycogen synthase kinase 3 beta, genome duplicate a (gene gsk3ba). The record is from RefSeq and is a predicted model, not a curated record. Gene Ontology annotation, biological process: regulation of microtubule cytoskeleton organization; regulation of neuron projection development; insulin receptor signaling pathway. Gene Ontology annotation, molecular function: protein serine/threonine kinase activity; ATP binding; tau-protein kinase activity. Gene Ontology annotation, cellular component: axon; cytosol; cytoplasm. The transcript has 11 exons. Lineage: Eukaryota; Metazoa; Chordata; Actinopteri; Centropomidae. The coding region runs from base 844 to 2055 and encodes 403 amino acids.
GAGAGCGGAGCAAUCCCUGUAACCCUUUACGUAAAUGGCGUAGCUAAGGUGCGCAGCGACAAAGACAGCGAGCCCGAAACCUAUGGGGAAGGAAUAAAAAAAGAAUUUCAGUACCGUCGCACUCUGUACCUAAAGACCAUCAUUUUCUGAAGAGCUCGCUGCCCCUGGGGCCUCGGUAGACACACCGAAAUUUGACGGCGGCGAGGGCGGAUUUUGAGCUAGCGUACAGCCGUUGAAGUCGUAGAAGAAGACUGAGACAACUGGCAGAUUUUCCGUUGGACGGUCUGUAGGCUAGGGUAUAGCGAGGGAGCCGCCAUGGCAGUCGGAUCAUUGAGCCUCCACAUCGGGAUAUGAAGAGGAACUGCAUGUGUCCCGAAUCGUCAAGAAAACGCCGCAUUUUCCCGUGAUCCGCACCGGAUCAGCACUCUUUAACAUCUGAACUCGCCCUUCUUCAUCUUUGCGAAACUGAUUCCGCUUCUCCAGAAAGAAAUCGCAGUUGGUUUUAAUCGGGGGGCCACAGGGAGAGGCCAGAUUCAUGACUAUUUUAGUCCGAGACGUGUCUUCAAAGGCCCGCUGAAAGAAAACCUGGAGCUCUAAGGAAGAAAAUGAUGCUCUGAUUGACCGCUGGGGAAAAGAAAGGGUAGUUUAAUAGGUGAUACGAACUAGUGUGAAGGAUCGUGGGAUAAAGGGGAUCUCUUUUCUGCCUACCCUCCCUCUGUGUGAAUUACAGUGAUAUUCAUUUACUGGCACCCUCUUUGGAUGAGAAGGGUCAGAGAAUCGAUCAGCCCUGCCGUUUAAGCAAGUCACCGUCUCCCGAGUCGAGAGAAUCAAAGGGAUUGGAUCAUGUCGGGUCGGCCCAGGACCACAUCCUUCGCGGAGAGCUGCAAACCAGUGCCGCAGCCCUCUGCUUUCGGCAGCAUGAAAGUCAGCAGGGAUAAGGAUGGCAGCAAGGUAACAACAGUUGUGGCCACCGCUGGCCAAGGCCCCGACCGGCCACAGGAGGUGAGCUACACGGACACUAAGGUUAUCGGCAACGGCUCGUUCGGCGUUGUCUACCAGGCUAAACUCUGUGACUCCGGAGAGCUGGUGGCCAUCAAGAAGGUCCUGCAAGACAAGAGGUUUAAGAACCGUGAGCUGCAGAUCAUGAGGAAGUUGGACCACUGCAACAUAGUCCGCCUGCGCUACUUCUUCUACUCCAGUGGAGAUAAGAAAGAUGAAGUGUACCUGAAUUUGGUCUUGGACUAUGUUCCUGAGACUGUCUACAGAGUGGCCAGACACUAUAGCCGAGCCAAACAGACCCUGCCAAUGGUUUAUGUCAAGUUGUACAUGUACCAGCUGUUCAGGAGCCUGGCCUACAUCCAUUCGUUUGGGAUCUGCCAUCGGGACAUCAAACCCCAGAAUCUUCUGCUGGAUCCAGAGACCGCUGUGCUCAAGCUCUGUGACUUUGGCAGUGCUAAACAGCUGGUCCGUGGAGAGCCAAAUGUGUCCUACAUCUGCUCUCGCUACUAUCGAGCUCCUGAGCUCAUCUUUGGUGCCACUGACUACACCUCCAGCAUAGAUGUGUGGUCAGCCGGCUGUGUACUGGCAGAGCUGUUGCUAGGGCAACCAAUCUUCCCUGGUGACAGCGGAGUGGAUCAGUUGGUUGAAAUUAUCAAGGUUCUCGGCACCCCGACCCGAGAGCAGAUCCGUGAAAUGAACCCCAACUACACUGAGUUCAAAUUCCCCCAGAUUAAGGCACAUCCUUGGACUAAGGUGAGUCAACAGGUGUUCCGGCCACGCACGCCUCCGGAGGCCAUUGCCCUGUGCUCUCGCCUGCUUGAGUACACGCCCACGGCCCGCCUCACCCCUCUAGAGGCAUGCGCACACUCCUUCUUUGACGAGCUGCGCGACCCCAAUGUCAAACUGCCCAAUGGGAGAGAGAAGCCCUCCCUCUUCAACUUCACCACCCAGGAGUUAUCCAGUAAUCCCUCUUUGGCCUCCAUACUCAUCCCUGCCCACGCCCGCAGCCAGGCCACCGCCUCUACCCCAACUAACGCCUCUGCCACCACAGGUUAAGGCAACGCUUCCUCCACCAGAUGGUAGCAGCACAGAGCGAGGUCCCAGCACCACCACCGCCUCUGCCUCGGCCUCCAACUCCACCUCCUGAGCCCACAGACCAUCCCGCCCCACCCCGGUCUCAGCCCCAGCCCACGGCCUCUCCAUUGCCCCGGCCAGGGGGUGAGCUCUGCUCAGCUCUGCUCUGCCCUGCUCUCCUCCCUGACGGCAGCGGAGCGAUGCUGACGCAGUCCGGGUUCAACAGCUAGACAACAGCCCUAUGUGACCACAACCACAAACCAAGAAUCCCCUAAUCUGCCCCUUUUAUCCCCAACUGGCCCCUCAUCCAGCUGUUUGAACUCUACUCCAUCCUCCAUCAAAGACGUCUCUCCGUGCUCUUUCAACCGGGAAGCAAUGCACAGGGCCAGAGGUGUUGUCGACUGUACUAUUGAUAAAAGUACACUGUACAUGUAUACACAAUGCUAGCCUGCUAAUGUUUGUAAGAGGACAAUCUGUAGAAAAAGUCCUAAGCUGUUCCCCUUGGCCCAAAAUCCUUUUGUCUUUCCUCCACAUUGUUCCAUUUUUCUGCAUCCUCAUCAUAUGACCUCUGACCCCUGUGUCCCCUGGUUCAACUCCUCUCCCCCACGCCUCCCCAUUGGUUCCUCCUGUAGUGCAUGGCCUGAGUAUGGUUAGGAUCAACCUGGGGGUCACCACACCCUCUCACUUCUCACCUCCACUUCCGCAGACAAGGCAUGAGGCUCACGCACGCGUAUACACACAUACACACCCAUAAACAUACACGCUCACAUCCUCACACACAUGGAUGCAUGACGAUACUGAUGUAUGUGGAAAGAUGCAGUCCACUUGUGGGGGUAAUGUUUGGACAGGUUGUUUUUUUUUUGUUUGUUUGUUUGUUUUUAAAUGGUUAGCAAGCUGUUUUAUGCGACCUUGUUUUUAAUUUUUGUUUUGUACUCCUGGGCAGAUGUUUUUGGAUUGCCAUGUGCGAUGGAUGUGACAUGUAUCUGGUCCUGUGUGCUUGUAUAAUAUAUACAUACAAUACAAAACAAACAUGCAUACAUACACAGUUUAUAUAUUACUUUUCCUUAUGUAUAAAAAGUAUAUAUAGAUAUAUGUAUAUUAACUACAAUGGUUCAGAAAUCAUUUAUGGUGAGCUCAUAUCUGGCAGAGCAGUGGCAAUAUUUGCUACUGCCUAAAGACAAUAGAUUUAGAUAUGGUGGUGUUUUUUUGUUUGUUUGUUUGUUUGUUUUUUUGUUGCUGGAGUGUGGUUAGAUUCCAGCAGUCACUUCCCUGUUCUCCUGUGUUGUCUGUAUUAAGGCUGUAGAUCGGUUUAGGGCAUUGCUCUAUUCCCUGUCUUUGUACUGACUCUGUCUGUAACAUUGUUUCUGUGACAGUGCAGCAUCUAGACAAACAUCUUCCCCUGUCCAGAUCUCUCUCUCUCUCUCUCUCUCUCUCUCUCUCUCUCUCUCUCUCUCUCUCUCUCUCUCUCUCUCUCUCUCUCUCUCUC